This is a messenger RNA of Solanum tuberosum (potato), 1037 nucleotides long. Its product is annotated as putative late blight resistance protein homolog R1B-23. The transcript has 2 exons. The record is from RefSeq and is a predicted model, not a curated record. The coding region runs from base 294 to 962 and encodes 222 amino acids. NCBI's taxonomy places the organism in Eukaryota, Viridiplantae, Streptophyta, Magnoliopsida, Solanales, Solanaceae.
UUACCAACGGAUCACUUAUAGUUUCAGAUCUAUACCAAUGCUCUAUCACAAAUUCUCCCAACUGGCGGCGGCAAUCCGGUGGCAAAUCGAUGGUGGACUGAAGCAUCACAGAUUCUUUUAGUCACCAACUCACUGAGAGAAGAGAUGAAUUGGGAAAAUUCGCAACGACUUUUCAAUAUUGUAACCAUCCCUAAAAUUUCGAUAGACAAAACUCCAGCUCUUCACACUGGAACGCGAAUUCCACAAAAUUUUCAUUAGCUUGCAGAGAUUCACAGAUGAACCUAACAUGCUAGAUGUCAACUCAGAAAGUCCAAACUCUGUUUGAAGAUGCUGCAUUUAUCCUUUCUCCACUGUACCUAACUGACAACUUUGAUGUCUGUGCCUCUGAGGUGCAAAACAAGAUUUUGUUGAUCAAGAAGGAAAUAAGUGCCAAAUACUCCUUUCCUAAAAUAUCAUUACAACUUUCAGCCAAGUUUGUUAGUGAUAUCAUCCAUUCUGUGCUAGAGAAUAUUGGUGGUCUAGUGAAGAUUCAUGAUCCAUAUUCACCUCUUUAUGUUCCCGAAACAGUAGUGGAACAUAUAGAAGAUGUUUCAAUGGAAUUGAAUUUGCUGCUAAAUUUCGUCUACUUUGUUUCAGAGAGGUUCCUAGAGAAUCAGAGCCAACAUCAUAUUAUUUUCUUCACUCAUGUUUUAGCUGUGUCUGUCCACACAUCGAUGCUUCUCUGGUUGUAUUUACCGGACUUGGAUCCUGAGCAAAUGAAUGUUAUGCUUUCUGAUUUCUUGCGAAUGAGGAUUAAGCCGAUUCAACCAUGCAUCUGCAAGAUCUAUCUUGAUGUCUUGCUAUCAUUAAAGUCGACAAUACAAUCAGGAUGGUAUCCCAACAUCCGAAAUGAGGAUGCAGUUGACAGCGAAGGGGGAUUUUUGGAGUACCAUCCUACACAAUAUGGUGGAGGUACCAACUAAUAGUAACUCUAGUCAGAGAGUUGCUUUGAAGGAUCACUUGGAAAUCCUUCAAAAGAUGCUCAACCUUUUUGAGAG